AUGAAAUCCUUCGCUUCAACUCUUGCUCGCAUCAAUCGUCAUAGCAGAAUCUCAACAAUUUCUUCUAUUCGUUCUUUCCACUCAUCAAGAGCUUCCCUUUUGGACAUUAAUAUUGAAGAUGAUUUUAAAAAGUUUGAAACUUUGGCCGAACAAGGAAAGUCUGCUGAAGUUAUUAGUAUCAUCAACAAGGACCAAUUAGAUGGUAAAAUUACAUAUAAAAACGCUUGGAGAUAUAUUCGCGGAUAUGCUCUCUUGAAGAAGGAAGCUGAAGCUGAACAAUUAUAUAACCAAUUUAUUGAUGUUAUUAAUCCUGAUGAUAAAAUCUCGUUGAUUUAUCACUACAAUGCUAUCCUCAAUGUUUACAUCAAUACUCAAAAUACUGACAAGGCUAGUAAGAUUUUCCGUCAAAUUCCAAAGAUUCCAAAGAAGGCUUUCGAAGAAUUGUUGGCUCAACAAAAGAAGUAA
This is a messenger RNA of Naegleria gruberi, 465 nucleotides long. RefSeq lists its product as uncharacterized. The transcript has a single exon. The record is from RefSeq and is a predicted model, not a curated record. NCBI's taxonomy places the organism in Eukaryota, Heterolobosea, Eutetramitea, Acrasida, Naegleriidae. Bases 1 to 465 code for a protein of 154 amino acids.